This is a messenger RNA of Daphnia magna, 1532 nucleotides long. It is a transcript of the gene CSN3, whose product is annotated as COP9 signalosome complex subunit 3. Gene Ontology annotation, biological process: ubiquitin-dependent protein catabolic process. Lineage: Eukaryota; Metazoa; Arthropoda; Branchiopoda; Diplostraca; Daphniidae. The record is from RefSeq and is a predicted model, not a curated record. The transcript is spliced from 7 exons. Gene Ontology annotation, cellular component: COP9 signalosome. Bases 4 to 1449 code for a protein of 481 amino acids.
UAUAUGUAUGAUGUAUGUCCCUCUAUUGAUAGAUUUUCGAAAACUAGAAAAGAGAAAUACUUGCAGACGACGACAUCUUCUAUGUUUCUCCCUGCAAAUUCGAACAUGGCGUCAUCAUUGGAACAUUUUGUAAAUUCUGUUCGUAAUCUUUCCGGCGAAGGAAGUUGGAGAGAACUCUACGAGUUCUUAGGAAAAUCUCCAGAUGUGCUCAUGAGGAAUUCCGAACAUUUAGACACCGUUCUGGAUACACUUGACCCGCAACAACACAGUCUUGGUGUUUUAGCCAUUUACAUGGUGAAGUUUAUGAUUUUGAACCAAAGUGCAGUCCAAAAUCAAGGAAUACUAGUUCCUGAACCAGAAAUCCUCAUUAACCAAGUCAGUCAGUUCAUUACAGUUUGCAAUGGUGAACAAAUACGGUGUGCUCCUGAUUCAUUUGCUGAGCUGUGUAACCAGUUUACCCAAUGCCUAGUGGAGCAAGAGAUGCCUGCCAGGGGCAUUGUUCCUCUUUCCAAAGCCAUACGCAAAGCUAGAAUGAAUGAAACUCAGUUAACUUCUAUCCACACGAACCUUCUUCAACUGUGUCUCAUGGCACAAAAUUUAAAACCGGCAUUAGAAUUUUUGAAUGUUGAUAUAUCUGAAAUCAAUUCUGAGAAUGGUUAUUUUGAUGCCAAACAUUUUCUGCUGUAUUAUUAUUAUGGUGGAGUUAUCAAUAUGGCUUGCAAAAACUUCGAACGGGCCUUAUAUUCAUUCGAAGUCGCUCUGACAACACCGUCUUCAGCUGUUUCUCACAUCAUGCUAGAAUCGUACAAGAAGUAUAUACUCGUAUCACUCAUCCUCCACGGAAAGGUGGCACCCCUUCCCAAAUACACGUCUCAAGUGGUUAAUCGGCUCCUGAAACCCAUGAGCGCCAUCUAUCAUGAAAUAACUACGGUGUUUGCGACCAACAAACCGACAUCGCUGGAACUUGUCCUCCAAAAACACCGAGACGUGUUGCAGCGAGAAAACAACUGGGGUUUGGCCAAACAAGUACAACAAUCACUCUACAAGAAGAUUAUACAGCGAUUGACGCAAACUUUCUUGACACUUUCGCUCAGCGAUAUGGCUCUACGAGUUCAACUGCCCAACGUCGUGGAAGCGGAAAAACUGGUCUUGACCAUGAUUGAGGACGGAGACAUCUAUGCCAGUAUUAGCCAGAAGGACGGCAUGGUAUUGUUUCACGACAAUCCGGACAAAUACGAUAGCACUAGCACUGUGGAACGCGUUCAGAAGGAGGUCAACAUUUGCAUUGAGCUGGACAUGCAGGUGCAGAAAAUGGAGGAAGCAAUUUGCACGAACCCAGUUUUCGUGAAGAAGGCGUCAGGUGCCAUUGAUGAGGACGAUGGAGGGAGGAGUUCCGCUACUUCAGCGCUUCAGGGUGCAGCAACCAAAGUCCCCUCCUUCUCCAUGUGAUUACCUUUCCCAUAACGUCUCGAUAAAUAUCUGGUUACGCAUUUGUUAAAGUGAGGAAUUCAUACACAGAUUGAAAAUCAUAA